CCUGCCGUCUCUGAGCAGAGUCAGCGUUCCCAGCCUGGAAGCCUCGGCUGGUGGAACUGCUGUCAGGAGGGAAAGACAAAACUACAGCGCUGACUGUAGCUUUGUCUUUUAGUUCAGUUUCGGGGUUCCUUCAAGGCUCGACUUUUCUCCCUUUUUGGAUUUCGUGACAAAAAUUGGAUAAAGAGAUUUCUUUUCGUCCUGAAGACAGCCCGACUGGGCAUCCCAGGCAUCCUUGUGCAGACAAGGUGCCGACCAACAUGUCCACACAGGCGCCGACGUUCACGCAGCCGUUGCAGAGCGUCGUGGCACUAGAGGGUAGUGCCGCGACGUUCCAGGCUCAAGUUAGUGGUUCUCCAGUUCCCGAGGUGAGCUGGUUUCGUGAUGGCCAGGUUCUCUCUUCCGCCGCUCUGCCCGGCGUGCAGAUCUCGUUCAGCGACGGCCGCGCUGUUCUGACGAUCCCCGCCGUGACCGCCGCACACAGCGGGAGGUUCUCCGUCAGAGCCACCAACGGAGCCGGGCAGGCCACCAGCACGGCCGAACUGCUGGUCACAGGUCAGACGCACACAGACACACAACUCACACAGACAGACACACAACUCACACUAACACAGGUCAGACGCAUACAGACACACAACUAG
Molecule: messenger RNA, 638 nt
Organism: Sander lucioperca (pikeperch)
Lineage: Eukaryota; Metazoa; Chordata; Actinopteri; Perciformes; Percidae
Product: obscurin-like
Exons: 3
Coding region: 258-638 (126 amino acids)
Source: RefSeq, a predicted model, not a curated record